Xenia sp. Carnegie-2017 is the source of this 15346-nucleotide messenger RNA. Its product is annotated as E3 ubiquitin-protein ligase rnf213-alpha-like. The transcript has 86 exons. Gene Ontology annotation, molecular function: ubiquitin-protein transferase activity; ATP hydrolysis activity. The record is from RefSeq and is a predicted model, not a curated record. Bases 124 to 15096 code for a protein of 4990 amino acids. NCBI's taxonomy places the organism in Eukaryota, Metazoa, Cnidaria, Anthozoa, Malacalcyonacea, Xeniidae.
UGGACGAUAUCAUACGCGAUAGUUUGGAAAUAAGUGCACUUCAUACGAGGAGUGUGUUUCAGAUUUUUAACUUGUAGUUACUAAUGUAAUUAGAACAUUUUCUUCGCUUGCAAUUUUGCGCUCAUGGAGCCUUACGCUGAUGGGUCAAAUCCUCCAAGCUUUCAAACAGACGAAGAUGAGAAUCCUAACAGAAUACAAUCUCAAGCAACAGCGUCUACAUCAUCCAAUCCCAACAUCGUUCACCAUGAUCUGUAUAAAGAUGUGGUUUUUAAAGUGAAAAAGCAAUUACCAGCACUAACGAGCUCCAUAGCAGAGUCACUUGUAGCGCUUUGCGUACACUGUACCUUUGCAGGUAUUUGUGAGAUGAAGUUCAAUGAAGAUGAUCAUGAGAAUGAAAACGACAAAGGUCAGAAGCAAGGUCAAGGAAGAGAGGUGAAACAAGAUCAACAAAUACAAGAUAAAGACAUGAUUACUGUUGUUUUUAACGCAGUUUCAGCGGAGGGCUUUGUAGAGGAUAAUGAAGAGGAUUUCAAAGUUGUCAUACAUGGUGACCAACCAGUUUUUCGAGGAUGGGAGAAUGGAUCAGGAAUACCUGUUACGACAAAACGAUUUGGUAAGAAACAGUGGUUGCUCCAAGCUGUUCUUCAGGUGCCAUUAAAACAUAUAGAGAAGAAAUGUGCUUAUAAAUAUGCUUUGCUGUCUCGCGGUGAAGCAAAUUAUGAGUUGUUGGUGGAAGUGGAAUCAUUCUUUAAUUUCUUAUAUUUUGGAUAUAUAAAUCGCUGUCUAUACGUCCCGACAAAGUACCACAGGAAAAAUAAAAUUUAUUACAAGUAUGAUGGAUUUGUCUACAAGAACACUGGACUAAGUAGUAAAUACUAUGAGGUUGUACAAAAGGACAGAGAAGAAUUCUUGCAACGGUUUUUUCCGCGCUGGAUUGGGUUUUUCAACAGUUCUGAGAAUAUAGAAUUGAUGCAGCCAGAUGAGGCGAUGGAAAGGCUUCAUCGUUUGUUCUUAGCGGUUACCGAGAUGUGGAUAUCGAAAAAUGGAGAAGUCUGGAAACAAGAAUUUUCUAAGCCUGAUUUUAAAAAGGUCGUUACUGAUUUGUUGAUGCCCAAGGUAGAAUCAAAUUGCAAAGUUUUGAAAAAUGGAAGAGUAGGAAAUAAAUCAAAUGAUAUAUUUGAGGCUUUAGUUUCGUCUGCUAUGAUUGCAUCUGUGUUUGGAAAAUGCAAAUUUACGAUAGCGAAAGAAGAAGCCGAAGAAAUUCUGCGGAGUCUCAAGUUUCCUGUAGAUCAGUCUGUUUGUGUGAGAUUUAUGGAAACUAUAAAUGCAUUUGAUCAACAAUUUUUAAGCUCUUUCAUUCAAAGCAUUUUUAAAAUAUUUUACCGAUUCGUCAAAACAAGGUCAUUGCUUGACUGGCUUAAUGCCUUACCAUUGCUUCAUUUUCUUCGUAAAGAAUGUGAACCAUUUAAAGAAGUCCUCUAUACAUCAACGCCUGAUUUUGAGCAAUCAAGAUGGUGGGGUUUGCAAGGCCUUGAUUUCGGAGAAGUUAAAAUUUCUAUGGGAGAAAGUGACUUGGGUAUACUGCCAAAAAUAGAAAAAAUGUUUCGUGUUGAUCCUUUACUGAGGCGUACAUACCUACUGCUAUGUCCUCUAAAGAUAUUUGGUGACCUUCUGAAAGAAAAAUAUUUCACUUUGCCUGAGUUGUGUUUUACAAUACGAAAGCUUAUACUGGAUGUAAACUUGCAAGAUGUGAUUAAGCAUCUUGAAGAUUUCUUUGAACAGAUGAGUGAAGUACUUUUUAGUUCCAGCCCUACAAUCUUUACAGAAAAUAAAUACGAAGAAACAAAAGCUUUGCUUUCUACGUUGGUGUGGAUUGGAAUGAGUUUAAAAUGCGAAUCUCAUUUGCAACAAAUUAAGUUUUUUUGUUGCCUGGCAAAAUGUAUCGCCAAUGCUAUUAAUCUUCAAAAGAGAGGUAUAAUAUUGGAAAAAAAUGGUAUACAUCUAUAUUCGAAAAGCACGCCAUUAUCUAAAUCAGAUGUAAAGGACAUGUGGAAUUUUUUCGAAGAGAUAUUUGAACUUACAAAGAGUUAUUUUUACUCGUCUUUGUCUAUUAACCUGGAAGAUUGUAAAAACUCUGAAUGGCAAAAGGAAUUACGUAUGUGGAAUGAAUUGCUAUCAUUUUCUGGUCCAGAUCUCUUUCAAAAUUCGUGGCGUGACGAAUUCAUGGCUAAGUUAAUUGAUCGAGUUAAAAAGGUGUCACCUCUCCGUCAAAUAGAGCUGCUUUUCCUGAAGGAGAAGAAAAAGCUUUGUGUUGUACUAUCUACGUGUUUACGUGACGCUGCUUUUGAAGCCGUUGAGAAAGUUGUUAUUACAAGUCACAGCGGAGAAGCUUUUGAAUAUUUAAGCCAAGAAAACUCAACAAAAGCAAUGGAAUUGCUUAGUGUUUUGCUUUACAAAGCCUGGCCUGAUAAACUAAGAGAAGAAGGAGCUUCAUUGAGUUCGAAGGAGAAGGAAAAGAUUUUGCUUAAUCAUCUACUAAACUGGUCUGUAUGGCCUGGUUUUUUUAAGCUCAUCGGCAGUAAUUCUGAAAGCAAAGAACUGAUAAAGGCUGGCGCUUGUGGAAAUAUGAUUACUCGAGCACAGUUGUAUCUAGUUAGUUUAAUAAAGUCUGUACGUGAUGGUACAGUUACAGUUAAAGUGCUAGAGUUGCUGAUGAGGAAUUCGGCCCAGUUUUUGAAGCUUGCCGAGUCUUAUGGAGAAAUUGAACAAAAUUAUCCGACUAUUGAGUUCUGGUUUCAAGAAAGAGUAUCAGAGCUGACUGAAUUCAAAAACUUACAUGAGCAGCUCAUGCAUUUUAUGAAAUUAACUAAACACUUCACAUCAGUUGAUGAAGAGUUUUCUAACCUUCGAGAAAAGGUUGCUAAAGAUUAUGAUGAGCUACCCUUAUGUCAAAUUGUCAAAAAAAACCAAAACGGGGCGUUAGAUUUUUCGUUUUUUGAAACGAACACGAGCACUCGACUGAAGAUAUCCAAAAUUAUGAAGAUAGAAAAAAGUAGAAUUUUUUGGUUGUUGUGGAAGAAUUACGGUGAGAAAGACGAGAAUGAAGAAGACGAUGUUGGUAUCAACCUGAUUGCAGAAAAAGUUGGUAAAAUAGAAGAGAAACUCGAGACUGUGAAUAAAAAUUUUUUUGAUGGUGAAAUGAAACUGAAAGAAACCGACAAGAUUUUGAGUUCGUUUAAAAUGUGCUACGAUUCUUUGGAAGAAGAGUUUCGAAUGCUUUCAAAUCACUUUGGUUAUCCUGAAAAGAAUGAUGUUGACGAAAAUCUAAAAAGUACAUUGAAUAAACUGAAGAAAUACAAAGAACUGUUCGAACUAGAACAGUGUGCUGGGGUGAUACUGAAAUUACGACACAAUUAUGUUUUAACAGGAGAUUUUUCUGAGGUUGAAAAUAUUGCACAGAUUAUAUCUUCUGAGACUUCCAGCGAUAUGUGCGUCAACGAUAUAAAUGAUAAACUUUUAAGCGUAGAGAGUUGUUUAAAGGAAAUUAAUAGUCACAGGAAAAGUUGUUUAAAAGUGUUUGCCGAAAGUGUCGAACUGGUUCUUUGGGUGAGAAAAUUUACAAAAGAUGAAAAAGAGUUAAAGGUAUUUAUUGAUCUGGCAAUGAUAUCAGCUGGGGAAAGUGAUUUAGAAAUCGACCGUAUUUCUUGUAUGCAUACAAGCUGUUUGGGAUUUAGCUCCUUGAUAUUUGGCUAUAGGGAAGAGCAUGGUUUUCGUGAACUGAUGGAUCUUUGCAAACGUCUCUGGCAAGUCACUGAUGCUAAUCCAACUAUUGACAAAAAGCUAGAAACAACCCAAAAAAAUCUUUUUUGGUUGAAGCAGAUCAAGGAGUCACAUGGCUCAGUUGCUAUGACAACAAUGGUCCAAGUAGAAGCAAUCAAUUCAUGUGAAGAUGCCGAUAGGAAUCGAGAGGAAAAAAUCUACAGUUUGGAUGAAAUUAAGGAUAUUCAAAGCAAGUUAAUGUUAAUUGCAGGAAAGGCGGAAAGUGGAAAGGAAGAAGUAGACCAAUUCAAUGAGGUUUUUGAACAAAUUCAGAGACUAAAUAAUCUUUACUUACAACUUUGUGAAGUGGGCGAAAUCAGUUAUCUCACCUGGAAAUCCGAUUUUCGGUGCAGUAAACAAAAACAAAAAAGAGAAAAUCGUCUCUAUAAUAUCAGAGAAUGCUGUGAAAAAAUGGAAAAAGAUUUAAAAAAAUGGAAACUUACCAUGAGUACGAAGAGACAAAAAUGUUACUCUUUAAAUCAUUUUACUAUGAAGCAGAUUUUAACCUUACGAAAAGAACUCUUCAAGGCGUGUGUUGGUGAAACUGCAGUCAAUGAACUUCCAAGGCAAAUAUUUGUGCUUCUUCAAACAGUUAAGAAUGACAUUGAUCCAAUCAUACUUGCAGAGGCACUUAUGAUACAAGAAAAUUCUUUGUAUCAAAAAGGCGAGGAUGUUCCUGGGUCAUGUCCGACACAAAGGCAAAAUUCAUUUGAAGUGCUUACUUCUGCUAAAGAGAUUAUAGAGUCUGAGGGUUAUGAUGAAGAUUACAUACUAGCUGCUUUGCAAGUUUGUGGUCGAAAAGCAACAGACGAUAGUCUUGUUGAAUGGGUUUUUGAUUGUAACGAAGAUAAAGACACCAUCUUCGCGUUAUCACAAAAAGCAAAAGAAAAUCCCAAUCUUUCUGAUCUUGUUACGAAAAUGUUUAGCACAGACUCUCACACUGAACAUGACAUUACUCUUCCCACCAGAAAAAAUGAUAAAGCAGAAUCUUUCCACAUCAAUAAUGAGGACACAAAAUACUUAUCUUUGGACAAUUUAGCUGCUUUGCUGGAAAAGAUUUCUGAAAAAGAACGUAGUCGAGUAGAUCGCAAUAUUCCAACAGUUUUCAAAGAAGGAGAACCAAAUCUAUUGCUUGUCUCGAAAGGUGAAGUUUUUGGUUGCGUGUUGUCUCUUUUCAUGGGAUGUGAAAAUGUAACGUUACCAAGUGACGAAGAGGUGGUUGUUUGUGACCAGAGCACGACAUCAGAAGAGAUUGAGCUACUUUGGCGACGAGCUGUAGGUGAUAAUACUGGUCGAUUGUUUUGUCUUGUUAAUGCAGAUCUUUUGGACUUUGACGUCAGUCAGGAAGCAUUACGUUUACUUGAAUCGUUGACUCAAGGACAACAAAAAUAUCGUUUGGUGGUGGUAUGCAGCAUAGAAAACGACAAAUCAAAUAUAGUGAAAACAUUAGAUCAUUAUCGACGCUCACUUCCUCCACUAAAGUCAUUGGAUUGUAUCCAAAGAUAUCUGAAAGAAAAAUUUGUAUAUCAACCUAAUCUUAAUGACCACGUUUGCACAGCAGCAGCUAUUGUAGAUCGAGAAAAGUUACUUGUGCGUUUUAUCAAGUCAUCAAGAGCAGGCAUGGGAAAAAGUUUGAUUGUAAAACGUCUCACUAAACAAUUAGAAAGUCAUUUAAACAACAAAAGGAAACAUUCUGGAAACACCAAAUCACCAUUAUGCUGUACUAUCCCAGUCCAUGGUGUGUGUGUUAACGAAAAUGAGAUCACUCGCAACUUUUUUUCACAUAUGUCAGAAGGAGAUGCUCCUGUUUCCAGAAUUUUUCAUCUAGAUAUUUCUCAAUCAGUAUCAAAAGGACUUGAUGACAUUCUGUUUAAACUAUUGAUUCUCGGAUCAGUCAAAGAUAACGAUGGAAACAUAUGGCGAAGGAAAACAACGGAUUUGUAUGUUGUUGAACACACAACCGACGAGGCAUUUGUGAUGCUAACAUCUGAAAAUUCUUCAAUAACUCAAAUUCAGAAUUCACAAAAUCGACAGUCAAGCGGCAAGUAUUCGUUUAUGAAGUUUUUACCAAGCAUCCAUUGUCUUUCACCAAGGGAAACAUUAAGAAAUUUGCAAUUACGAAGAGAUGGAGAUACGAGCUUCGACAAAGAGGAAUUCAAAAGUGAUGAAUAUCAACGAGCACUUCAAUAUUUAUUGCAUGUAUCCACUGGUGCGAACUUGGACAAUUUUUCAUACAUCAAUGAUCCUCGUGUUGCUGUAAACGAUCCAAAUAAAGCGUUGACUAUUUUAAUCCAAUACUGUGGAAUACGCGAUCCAUCAUGGGCCGAAAUUCAUCACUUUGUAAACUUUUUAAAUGUUCAAUUACGUGAUUGUGAGAAAAGUGUUUUCUGCCACACUAAAUUGGUUGGGGAUGUGUUGCAAGGCUUUAAAACAUUUGUUGUUUGCUUUAUGAUACAAAUGUCGAGGGACUUUGCUACAAGAUCUUUAAUUGAAACUUCUGAAAAAGAGAAUGACGAUCUACAACGCUUCCAAAUUCGCCGAUGUUGGGAAAAAAGUCCUCAUCCGUAUAUUUUCUUCCAUCAUGAUCAUAACAGCAUGACAUUUUUGGGAUUCUUGUUGAAUGAAAACGGGGAUUUGGUGCAACCUGGAAGUAAAAUUGUUUUAAAACAUGGCUUGAUGCCAAAAAUUUUAAGAGGACAAUUAAAGGUCCAAGGGGUAGAUUUUGAUGUAAACUACGAAAGCAGUGGACGAGAAGCACGAAUUAAGGACUUAUGUAAAGUCAUGGGAAUUAAUCAUCCUUUUGAUCCUGAUCCAACAUAUGAGCUUACAACUGACAACAUGAAGAAAAUCUUGGCUAUUCACAUGCGAUUUCGAUGUGGUAUUCCUGUCAUUGUGAUGGGGGAGACCGGUUGCGGUAAAACAAGUUUGAUACGGUUUAUGUGCCAGCUACAAGCCGGACGUAAUGGAUCAGAAAACCUAAUCCUCAUGAAGGUUCAUGGUGGAACAAGCUACAAGGAAAUAGAAAAGAAUGUCGCCGAAGCAGAAAAAUUGGCUUUACGUAACCAAAAGAUAAAUGUUAACACAAUUUUGUUCUUUGAUGAAGCAAAUACAACCGAUGCAAUCGAUCUGAUAAAAGAGAUAAUGGUUGAUCGGCGAGUGAAGGGUCGAUAUAUCGAUCCAACGUUGACUGGACUUCAUUUUAUUGCAGCGUGUAAUCCGUACAGGAAACACACUGACGAGAUGAUUAAAAAAUUGGAAUCAGCUGGUCUGGGUUACCAUGUUUCUGCCGACGAGACUGAAGAUAAACUAGGCUCCAUUCCUCUUCGCCAGCUCGUGUAUCGUGUCCAUCCUUUGCCUGAAAGUAUGAGACCUCUUGUUUGGGAUUUUGGUCAGCUCUCAGAUGACACUGAAAAACUGUACACCAAACAGAUAGUAGAGCGCUAUGUAACCGUUCCUUCAGUUGUAAGUUUGAAUGUUCCAUUUCUUGUUAUGAAUACGGAGCGGUUUAAAUACAUGCACUCAAAUGAUUGCGAGUGUUUAACAGCAAUAAGCCUGUCCAUUUUUUUAAUUUGCUUGCAAUUUAAGACAUCUUCUUUAUCAAACGAGAAAAUAAAUGGAACUGAUGCUCAAGUCUCAUGUAUUGCUAAAAUUUUGUCAGCCUCCCAAGACUUCAUGCGUGAACAAAAGAAUGAAUGCAGUUUUGUCAGUCUUCGGGAUGUUGAAAGAUCAAUGACAGUUAUCAACUGGUUUUACAAUAAUUAUGAUUUAAUGAGGGAUAAUAUUCUGCACUCUAACGAACAUCUACAUGUACAAAAAAAACCUUAUGAUUCCAGUGAUAGUAAAGAAGAUGAAGAAGAGGAAGAUGAAGACCUCCUUCCUUUGAAUCGUAUUGUAUUUUCCAUCGUCCAAGGUAUUGGUGUUUGUUACUAUGCACGACUAAAUGAAAGACAUGCGUAUUGCCGGUAUAUCAGCAGGUAUUUUGACAAUUCAUGCCCACUUCCUGGCGGUGAUAAAAUGAUGAAGGAUGAAAUAGUAAAGUGUCAGCGAGCGUUUUUGUACAAUGUGAAACUCGACCAGAAUAUUGCAAGAAAUAAUGCGCUUUGUGAAAAUGUAUUUAUGAUGGCGAUAUGUGCAGAACUACGACUCCCACUGUUUGUAGUCGGUAAACCAGGCAGCUCAAAGUCUCUAGCAAAAGAUGUAAUUUCAAGUAACAUGCAAGGUGGCAAUUCUAGUAGUGAACUGUUUAAGAAGUUAAAACAGAUUCACAUGCAAUCGUAUCAAUGCAGUCCCUUGUCUACACCUGAUGGCAUCAUUUCCAUUUUCAAACAAUGUUCCCAACUUCAGAAAGACAAAGAUUUGAGCAAGUUUGUCUCCGUAGUUGUGUUAGACGAGAUUGGUUUAGCUGAAGAUUCACCAUUGAUGCCACUGAAGACACUUCAUCCAUUACUUGAAGACGGUACAGCUACUUCGGAAGAAUAUGGAAAAGAGCUUGAUCAUAACCAUGUAGGAUUUAUUGGUUUAUCUAACUGGGCGUUGGACCCUGCCAAAAUGAAUCGUGGAAUAAUGUUAACUAGAGGAACACCAAGCGAAAUUGAACUUCUGGAUAUUGCUAGGGGUAUAUGCUCAUGGGAUGAGGAUAAGGAUAUUGACGAAAUCAUGAAAAAGUUGUGUGAUGGAUAUUUUGAUUUGUAUGAAAAGCAAAAAGAAUCAAGAACUUUAAAAAACGCUCAAAAGGACGAAUUCUUUGGUCUCAGAGAUUUUUACAGUCUUGUAAAGAUGGUAAAUGAAUCAGCGAAAGUUACUAAGAAAAGCGCUCGGAUUGAUGAUACUGAAUUAAAGCAUUGUAUUCUGAGAAAUUUUAGUGGCUUAGACGAUGUUGAUCCAGUUGAGAUAUUUAGUCGGCAAUUCCGAGGACUUGAGCAUAUAAAGAAUCCUUCAACGGAAUGUCUUCCCAUAAAUCUUCUUCAAAACAGUUUGAGAAGAACAGAGAAAAGAAGAGAAAGUCGCUACUUGCUAGUGUUAACGGAAAAUUACGCAGCAUUGAGAUUACUUCAAAGUAAAGAUUUUCGUGAGUAUGAGCCGGAAGUGAUUUUUGGCAGCAGUUUUCCAAGAGACCAACAAUACACACAGAUUUGUCGAAAUAUAAACCGUAUUAAAGUCUGCAUGGAAACAGGAAGAAUGGUGAUUUUACUUAACUUGGAAAGUCUGUAUGAAAGUCUUUAUGAUGCUUUAAACCAGUAUUACUUGUUUCUCGAUCAACAAAAGUAUGUCGAUCUUGGCCUAGGAAACCAUCGAGUCAAGUGCCGUGUUGCUGACAAUUUCAAACUAAUAGUGAUUGCUGAAAAAAAUGACGUUUACCAACGCUUUCCAAUCCCCUUAAUCAAUCGUCUGGAAAAACAUUUGCUAGUAAUGUCAACUGGCUUGACUCAACAUCAAAACUAUUUAGUUAAAGAGCUUAAAAAUUGGAUCAUACGUUUCUCCACACUGAAGACCGAAAAUUCAUCACAAGAAAGUUUAUUUCGACCAGGUGAUUGUUUUGUUGGCUAUCACAGCGAUACAGCAGCAACUGUCGUACUUCAAAACUACAUCAAGGAUUACUCUGAUUCUAAAGUACUUGAAGUUUCAAAGAAAACUCUUUUACAAUGUGCAUCUCCUGAUGCAAUUGCCAGACUCACAGUAUCACAGUUGAAACACGAUGCUUGUGAAAUUCAUGAAGAGUAUUACAAAAACCAACAACAUGGUACUUUAAAGAAUUAUUUGGUUGAUUGUUUUCAAACAAAAGACAAUACUACGGCCUGUGGUUAUCUUGUUCAGGUAACAACAUACUCACGACUCUUGUCGGAGAAAAAUGCUUUGAGAAUAGCAGAUGAAGCUGGUUUCCCAGGCUGGAAAUCUCGAUGUAUUCGACUCCAAGAAUUUCAAACGGAGCAACAGUUUGUCAAAACUUUGGAAAACUUUUUUGUCAAACUUGGAGGAGAGAAAGGACUUCUAUUGGUUCAAUGCGAUGACAGAGAGAGAAACUUCAAUCUUAUUGCAUGUAGUCGUUAUCUCCUUGAUCAAACUCGACGCAAGAUUUUGGAAAUGUUCAAAGAAUACACAAAUCCUAUUCACAUUAUAUUUAUCAUCCAGUUGCCAAAAAUUUCUGGUGGCUGCCAUCAUUUUGUUGAGUUUCAAGGUGGAAAAUGGCAAUGUGUCCAUAUUGACGAGCUUCUUGAGACAAAUGAACAAUUGCCGCAACUUGAACAACUUGUUAAUCAUUCUGUUAGUGAUCUUUUUAACUUAAAUGAAAGCAAUGCACAGAAAAUAGAGGAGAAUUUGGGCGGAAAAAAAAGACGCCUGACACUCCUGUUGAAGAAAUACUUGCAGUCUGCAGCUUCUAGAGUUUUUGACGAAUCAAUUGAAGAUUUGAGAACCACAAAGCGAAUUGAGAUAUUACAGAAAUGCUUUGUUGAAACAGACCUAUCAACAAUUCUUAUUUUACGGAUUCAUCAAUUGCUGCUUGAGCGUGAUAAGGAAUGUUCAUCUGACCAAAAACUCUGGGUUCAAGAAGAAGCGUUGUCUCAAAGACAUCUACAGGAGACUGGCACAUUUAGAAAAGCUUUAUGUAAAAAGAUAUCGUCAAUUGUUUCUCCUAUUUUGUCGGAAGUUAUCGCUUACUGUGAUCGCAAUCACAACCUUAACUUGCUUCUCGAAGCAAAUGUUUGGACUAGAAAGUUAUGGCUUGAAAUGUUAAAGGAGGAUAGCAUCACCACAAUGACUUAUGAAUCAUUUAUUUCCCCUGUAUCUGGUAGGAUAAGAGAACGAGCAACUGUGUUGAGCAUUGGAGUUGGACAUCGUUUUGAAGGAAAGUUUCCAUUCUCCUGGAUAAUUAAAGAUAUUGUUCAAGAUCUAUUGUUGAAAGUUGGCGGAGAUAUCACAAAGAGAUUGGAGUCAUUAAGAAGCAUUUUUGAUGCUUCUCCUUUGGGAAUAUUGAUCAAAUUGGCAUUUGAAGAGCCAGAUGUCAAGGAGGAGGCAGCGAAAAAUUAUUUGAAUGACUUUUUACAUAUGAUGUAUAAACCAGUCGUGAAAAAUGAACUGAAGUUGAUAUACGACGCAGUACUUGCAACGUCUAGGCAAAUACACAAAACUUUUCAUGAAGACGAUAAAUUUCACCUGGACAUUCCUCUCAUUCAUUUUGCCUAUUCCAUGAUUCAAGAACGUUUGCUGAAUUUCUCUGAAAUUGUUCAUGCAUUUCCUCAACUGGUAGAAAAACUUAUGGAGUCUCCAUCACGUAUUAAUGAAACGGAAAUGUGCCUGGAUGCUAUAGCUCUUCAUUGUUGUCUAGAAGAACUAGAACCAAAUUUAAAUGAUUUAAAAAAUCUUCAUAAGCGCAAGAUGUGGUGUAAUCAAGUUCAAUGUCUACAUCCAAUUAUUCAGGAUAUGAAAACGUUACUUACAGAAAGUGGGAAGUCAAACAAUGUUGCUGCUCGUUUGUCAAAAAAAUCUUCCCAGAUUUUGGAAGGUUGUUGGAACAUGUUUACACGUUUGGAUGUUGUGCGUAUGUUUAUUGAACACACUUGUCCACCUGAGGAGUUAAAUCAUACUGAUGAUGGUUCCAAUGCUUUAAAAUUAUGGAAGGAAUUGGGUGAAAGUCCUGUCUUUACUUCACUUCAUACCAUAGAUGUUAUUGAUGAAUUUUUGAAAGAAUGCAGUGAAGAAUUACAAAAACGAGAAAUAAAAUUUGAUGCUGUAUGCGCCAUUUGUAUAACGUCACUCCAUGAUCCAGUUCAGCUACCAUGUGGUCACGUGUAUUGCAAACUUUGCAUAACCAGGUGUCUUGACAAUCAUAAAGUCUGUCCUGUAUGUAGAUACGAUGUUAGCUAUGAUUUUCAGGUGAAAAUUGAUCCAACGAUUAGGCUUUCUUUGGAAGAAUGGAAAAGCUUUCGUAAUCGCUUCAAAUCCUUUUUCAUGAAUGUUGUCUCUGUCUAUUGCUUUGGUGAUGAUUUACCACAAAAAGAACUUUUGCGAAAGUUCAUGUAUUAUGUGAUUAAAGAUGGAAACGUAACUGAAGAUUUCACUCAUUUUGAUGGUCACGGCAUUGAUGUUACUCCAGUUAUAAGAUCAUACAUUUUACAGCAACUUCUUUCAAUCAAAAAGAGAGAAAGUGAAGCUGAUGAGUGUUUAGAAGAGUAUCUCAGUGAUGCUAAAGGCUUGUCAACCAGCAAGGAACAUUUGAUGAACGUUUGCAUGUUGUUUGUUCAUUGUAUCGAGGAUUCUAUAAUUGGUGAAUUAUUACGAAAAAAACAAACAAAAGAAAAAGGAAAAAUUCUUGAAAUUAAAAAGCUGCACGAAAUCCUUGAUCGAACUCUGAAGAAUUUUCAAAAAUGGGAAACCCUGGACAUUGACAGUCUUAAAGAUAUUGCUGCAAUACGGGCUGCAUUAACUGAACUUUCUACAUUUAUUAAUGACGAUCUUUCCGACAACUUAAACAGCAAUUCUCAACUUAGGAAUUGCUUUGAAGCUGCUAAACAUUUGUCUCGCGAAGAAAAGCUAUCUGCUUUACACUUAUUCCUACUAAAACAGUUAAUCCAUAAUGAUCCAAACGGUUUUGAUGGAGUGAAAGAAAGGUGUAAAAACACAGAAUUGAAAUGGAUUUUGCCUCCACAAAUUGAGAAGCAUGAAAAAACACUGGACAGUUUUAUAGUUCAUGACGAUGAUUAUUAUACUGUGCGAAAAGCUAUUGGCAAAGGAAUAAUGACAUCAAACUAUGAAGAAAUGCAGUUGACCUUAAAGAAAAUGACCUGUGAUGCUCCAAAUCAGUUUUUUUAUAUUUUACUCGCAUUUUAUGGCGAAGUUAAAAUGAAAUUUUCUUCUGGAAGCAAAACAGAUCGCAUCUCCUUAGAGAUGGUGAAUAAGAAACUUGGAGAAUGUGUAACUGAACAUAAGCUACCUCUUGCAAAGAAUCUCUUAGAAAAUUUCAACAAAAGUCCUUAUGAGCAACUACUUCAGCUACACAGUGGACAAACUUUAAAUGAUAGACAUUUAAAUGAAAUCUUGAUUCAUUUCCUUGUUGUUUUGAGUUGUUUUCCAAAUAACCAACUUUUGGCUCCAUUGUCAAACCUUGCUUUCAAUCCAGGAUCAAUGAGGAAUGCGUAUAUUCCCACUAUGCCUCACGAUGAUGGUCCCAAGGUCAUGGAUGUUAGCUAUGAGAGCAAUAACGCACAUCAUCACGUCAUAACAGUGUGUGGAGAGUACGAAGAAACGUAUAAUUCCCUAAAUUCGGGUGCUGCAAUCGAAGAGGAAAAUUCUCAUGCGCAUCGAAGUAGUACUGGGCACAUUUUAGGACGUGUUCAAAACCAACCAACAAGUGCAGAAAGAAAUUUGAACUCUUUAUCAUGUUCUGUUUUACGUUGUUUGACACAUGUGGCUAUGUUGUUGGGAACAACUCCAGACCAAAUUCAGAAUAUUUCAGCUAUUGUCAUACCACCUGUUGAUGAUAUCAUUCAAUUCAUAAAAGACCAUAUAAAAAAUGAUCUACGUUGUAUUGCAAGAUUUGUUGGUACAAAUGUCGAUGAAGCUGCUGUGAUCAUUCAUCUGAUUUUUGUAGAAAUUGUAAAAAAUAAUCAUGGAAACAUCUAUUUCUCUCAAACUGAUUGGUCAAGUAAAGAAACAAGACAAACGUGGGAAAAUGCGUUUAUGAAAACUUAUUUGAACCCUGUUCUAUCAGUUGUUUCUGAGUUGUUAAGAGAUGGCUUAAGCAAAAUGAUCAGUGAUGAAAGACUGGGAAAUAACGAGCUCUUGAAAUUAAUCUAUGAAUUAGAUGAACCAAACUCUAUUGUUGUUAAGACAUUCGAUCCUUCAUGUCCUGCAUUGUGGAGAAAUCGCAAGAAAAUCACCAUUGAACAUUUGUUCUUCAAAUACCAAGAAUAUUCUCAUGGUGUCAAAGUGCCAACAGACAAGUGUGAAGUACUUGAUGAAUUUCUCAAAAAGGAAUGUCAUCUUCGUGCAUUGCAAUAUCUUCCCAAAAUUAUAAAGCUGCAACGAUUUCUUUUUGAAAAGUUUCAUCGUCGCUUAGAUCGAAACGAUGCUGAAAAAUACACCAUUGGAGACUUAUAUAAAAAAGAGCCUGAUUUAAAGAAGCAUCUCUCUUCCUUAAUUGAUGAUUUCAGAAAGGCUUGGAAAAUCAUCAGAAUAUCACUUGUACAAAACAGUCGUUACGGAAUUUCGAAAGAGCUAAGCGAGAAAGAAGUUACUAGUGCCACACCAAUUUCUAUGUUGUUGCCUUCGUGGAAAGGAUUUGGAAAGUGUUCUUUAGCACUGACAAAUUACCUGGUGUCUUUACAUAACGAUUUUAUUGGUCGAUGUAAGAGUUUGUUGAAUGACGACGAGAAAAAUUCAGAGGAGUUGUCACUUUCAAAUGUUACUAAAGGGCAUUUGGUUGCCUAUGAUACAGAGAGAGAUUUUCUACCGAUGGUCCUGGCUCACUGUGAUUAUUCAGUUAAAGUUGCUGAAGAAACUGAGGAAACUGCUGUAAAAUUUAACUGGAAAUCUUUAGAAAGGCAACUUGUAGACAGAUUUAUUCGGCGAAAACCUAGGAUUGCAUGUUCGUUUGAUUUAUUUGUCUUCAGUAAAGAUAUUUGUGAUGGAGCUGUUUUUAAAGCUUUAAGUAGAAAAAUACCUCAGGUUACGCUAACUCAAUCAACAAAAGAUCACAUCUUAAGUGAACUAAAUCGACUGACUGAUGUUUGUGAUGUUCUUAAAUCUCUCCACGAUGUCAUUGGUUUUUUAUCGUCUGCUGGAGGAGAUCCCGUAAUGUUUAUUAGUGAAUAUAUGCAAUCAGCAUUAAAACUUGAUCCUAAGAAGAUUUUAAAGAGUGGAAAGGCAGAACAGUUUUGUCAGCUUCAACAUGUUGUUGCGCUUUGGAAAUUGUUAUCAUUAGAAAGAGCAAGAAUCUUAACUGAAAAUAAUCAGGAUCCAUUUGAUGAUGUAACAGAUAAUAUAAAGACGGCUUUGGGCAAACAGACAAUGGGCGACUUCUGUCGUGGUUUACACAAAAUCAAAAUUGAUCGUUUUGUUGAUGAGUUGUUGCAUCUUAUUUUACUCUUUUUGAAAAAUGCACAAGGAAAACAGUUACACCAUCCCUUAGCUGAGUACAUCAACAGGAAGCUUGAACAAGAUGGUUGUACUCUUAUUGAAGAUCUUAGAGAGAACUUACCAGAUGAAGUUACUGUGGCACAUGCUGUUGAUGCUUGGAGGCUUGCAUAUGAGAAAAGUGACUACCACUCAAACUAUUCUUGAUUAUGUCCCCAAUGGAAGAUGGAUUCUUUAUAUUAAGCUAAUAAAUUGCACUUAAAAUCUCAUUCACAUUCAUAUUAAACUAGGGUGCAUCAUUGAACAAUAGUUAAUACAAUAGAAAGAAGCACAAGCAAAUGUAAUACGCAUGUGUAGUUUAUCUCCUAAAAUGAAAAUGUUUAAUUCAUUACUACUUGACGACCAAUUCUGUAACAAUCAAUCUUUUUGCACUAAUACAUAUUUCAAACUGUAAAAA